Aspergillus heteromorphus CBS 117.55 is the source of this 1866-nucleotide messenger RNA. It is a transcript of the gene dbp3, whose product is annotated as RNA-dependent ATPase DBP3. The record is from RefSeq and is a predicted model, not a curated record. Lineage: Eukaryota; Fungi; Ascomycota; Eurotiomycetes; Eurotiales; Aspergillaceae. Gene Ontology annotation, biological process: rRNA processing. Gene Ontology annotation, molecular function: RNA binding; ATP binding; RNA helicase activity. The transcript is spliced from 4 exons. The coding region runs from base 161 to 1660 and encodes 499 amino acids. Gene Ontology annotation, cellular component: nucleolus.
GAUAAACCGAAAGCCGCGAAGAAAAGUCACCCCACAGGAAAAAUUUCACGGGAUGAAAAUUGGGUGUCUGCUCAUUGAUUUGCCUUAUGCUAUUAGGUGCAUGGCACAGUGGCAGAUUCCUCAUACCUGACAGCAUUCGAGAACAAACAGAACAACAACCAUGGCCAAGAGAGAAUUUCAAGACAGAGACAGCUCAGAGCUCAGAGCAAAGAAGAAAUCAAAGAGCGACAAGCAUACAAAGACAAAAACUCACGGGUCUGAUUUGAAGGCGCAGGAAACAAGAAAUACUGAGCCUGCUAUGUUGGAUGAUGUAUCCCAGGCAGAUAUAGAAAGGUUCUUUACCGAGAACUCGGUCCAGAUAAAAGACACAUUGCAGGGAGAUACAAACCCUGAUCCUAUUCUUGAAUUCUCUCACCUUCCUUCCUGCGACAGUGGGCUGUACCAACCCUUGGACUCGUUCACAUCUCCCACUGCCAUCCAAUCAGCAACUUGGCCACUUUUGUUCACAGGCCGUGAUUUGAUUGGCAUUGCCGAGACCGGGAGUGGGAAAACGCUUGCUUUCGGCUUACCAUGCUUGAAGAAAAUACAAGACUCCACAAAGAAAAGAAAGGAGAGGUCUUCCCAGCCAAUGGCUGUUAUGAUCUCCCCGACAAGAGAGCUUGCAAUGCAGAUUCAUGACCAGAUUUCAAAGUUUGCUGAACCAGUGGGGAUCAAAGUGGCAUGCAUCUUUGGUGGUGUGAAGAAGGACGAGCAACGCAGGGCUUUACAAACAGCAGCUAUAGUUGUGGCGACGCCAGGAAGGCUGAAAGAUCUCCAGAAUGAUGGCUCGGUCGAUCUCGGGAAAGUCAAGUACCUUGUCUUGGAUGAGGCAGAUCGUAUGCUCGACAAGGGAUUUGAACAAGACAUCAAGGACAUCAUCCGCCCUAUGCCAGUAUCCAAACGCCAAACUGUUAUGUUUACAGCAACUUGGCCUCCGGUUGUGAGAGACCUCGCUUCAACAUUCAUGACUACACCUGUUACAGUCACAAUUGGGGGGGAGCCAUCAGCUGAUCCUCGCGCGAACACAAGAAUCAAGCAGAUUGUGGAGGUGGUGAAACCGCAUGAAAAGGAACAAAGACUUGUGCAGCUAUUGAACCAGCAUCAAAAAGGAGAAUCAAAAUCUGAUAAAAUUUUGGUCUUCUGCUUGUACAAGAAGGAGGCCGUUCGCGUGGAGAGGCUUCUCUGGAAUAAAGGGUUCAAAGUAGCCGGUAUUCAUGGCGAUCUAGGCCAACAGGAGCGAUUCAGAAGCCUCGAGGCUUUCAAGAAAGGCGAUGCAACAGUGCUUGUUGCAACAGAUGUUGCAGCCCGUGGGCUAGAUAUCCCUUCAGUCAAGCUUGUGAUAAAUGUCACAUUUCCCCUUACUGUUGAGGACUAUGUACAUCGAAUUGGACGGACUGGUCGUGCUGGUGCCGAUGGCCAUGCAAUAACCCUAUUUACCGAGGUUGACAAGGCCCAGUCUGGCGCUUUAAUAAAUGUUCUUAAAGCGGCCAAACAAGAAGUCCCAGAAGCUCUUCUCAAAUUCGGAGGAACGGUAAAGAAGAAGCAACAUGGUGCGUAUGGUGCGUUUUUCAAGGAUGUCGACUCGGACAAAACGGCAACCAAGAUUCUGUUUGAUGAUUGAUUUGGAGAUCAUUCGCCUUUGGGCUUUGAAGUUUUUGAUCUCACUACUUCACAUGCUUUUUUAUAGUGCAUCAUCAGGUAUCUCCGUUCAAGAUAUGACACUAGAACGAGGUAAAUUGCGCAAUGCACGAAUCCUUCCCUGACAUGGUUAUAGUUUGGGUUAUACGCCCUCCUUAAAGCUAUUAUCGUAGACAUCAAGACUGCAGC